AUGGUGCGCCCUGUCAGCGCUCUUAUACCCAUCAGUAAAGGACUAUCAGUCAUCGUUACCCAUGCUGUAUUCAGGUACCCUAAGCAAGCGGAGGACCGUGCUAGAGACAAAUACCACUACCGCUAUCCGUCUGGAGAGUCCUACGAAGAUGUGGUAUCACGGCUAGAACCAGUUAUCAUGGAACUCGAGCGCCAGGCUGAUGUGCUGGUGGUUUCUCAUCAGGCCGUUCUUCGCUGCAUUCUGGCAUACUUUUAUGACAGAUCACUGGAUGAAUUGCCUUAUAUCGAUCUGGGGCUGCACUCACUCGUAAAACUCACGCCAAGGGCUUAUCACUGCGAUUCAACGCUCUACCACUAUGAUAUCACAAAAGACGAGUGGACCUGUGAGGAGCGCCAACUACCGCUGUGCAGCAGUCCUCGAGAUUGA
Messenger RNA from Cooperia oncophora, 426 nucleotides. Lineage: Eukaryota; Metazoa; Nematoda; Chromadorea; Rhabditida; Trichostrongylidae. The record is from the annotation of a GenBank genome assembly.